AUGGCUGCUAAAGCUGAGCAAGCGGCCAUUAUAGCCGACGGCGACGCCAGUCUGAUUCGCCAGAACGAGCACAGCAUGACGAAUGGCGGGGAUGUAUCGUCGGAGAGCGUGCUACCGGUGACGCCUUCGGUUGACCUUUCGAGGAGCGUGUCGCUCUCUGGUGCAGCCUCGCCCGUGGCUAGACGUGCGCAUCAUGUCUCGCAAGCGCUCAGAGGCCCCUCCGAGCCUGUCACUUCGCCUCAUCCUUCGGUCUGGCUGGAAGCGGGAAUCAGCGAGAGUGGCUUCAGAGAAAAAGAUCGCAUGGUGCUCGAGCUCGAGGAUGGUUCGGCGUAUGAAGGUGUCUCAUUCGGUGCAACGGGUAAGAGCAUCUCUGGAGAGUGCGUUUUCGCCACAGGAAUGGUCGGCUACCCUGAAUCCUUGACGGAUCCAUCUUAUUCUGGCCAAAUCCUCGUCAUCACAUACCCGCUGGUCGGCUCGUACGGUGUACCACCAAGACAAUCAGACCUCAACUCGGCGCGGCUGCCAGCUUACUUCGAGUCAAGCCGUAUCCACGUUGCCGGUUUGGUUGUAGGCUCUUAUUCCGGAGAGGGCAGCGACUUCUCGCACCAUCUUGCAAGCUCGGAGCUCGCCACUUGGCUCAAAGAGCAAGGUGUACCCGCUCUUUACGGCAUCGACACGCGCGAUCUGACAAAGAAGUUGAGAGAGAAAGGCACUUUUCUUGGAAAAGUCCUCGCGCGUAAUCCUGCCGCACCUGCGCUACCUGCUCGCGCCUCAAGAGCCUUUCCGAGCAACAGGCCAUCAGCUCAGCGAUCGUGGCGGGCUGCAUAUUUAGACUGUCCUUUAGAAGACCACAAUGCGAGAAAUCUUGUAGCGCAAGUCUCACGACGGUCGCCGCAAGUCUACUCGCCCGGCAACUUUGAUGGCAUACCAAAGGCGCCGGCGCCUCUGCUGCAUCCGUCCGGACGACCACUACGAGUCAUCGCGCUCGAUGUGGGCAUGAAAUACAAUCAGAUCAGAUGCUUUGUGCUCCGUGGUAUCGAGCUCAAGUGCGUGCCCUGGGACUACGACUUCAACUCGCCCAAUGAGGAGCCUUUUGACGGGCUAUUCAUCUCCAAUGGACCUGGAGAUCCUGUCACAGUCUCUGCGACGAUCGACCGUAUCCGUGUGGCCGUGGAAAAGAAGGACAAACCCAUUUUUGGCAUCUGUCUCGGCCAUCAGCUCCUUGCGCUAGCUGCUGGCGCCUCUACUGUCAAGCUCAAAUACGGCAACAGAGGUCAAAAUAUCCCCUGCACAGACAUGCUUUCGGGGCGCUGCUACAUUACCUCUCAGAACCACGGUUAUGCAGUGGACGCCUCGACGCUCAAGUCAGGCUGGAAGGAACUCUUCGUCAACGCAAAUGAUGGAUCGAAUGAAGGCAUCUUUGCUACUGAUCUGCCCUACUUCAGUGUGCAAUUUCACCCAGAGAGCACACCGGGUCCUCGAGAUACAGAAUUCCUCUUUGAUGUCUUCAUCGACAAUGUCAAAGCAUGCGCAGACGCUGGCAAGCUCGUCAUGCCAGUCAUCCCCGGCGGCAUCGCGGCAGAGAAUGCAAAGGCGAAUCCGCGCGUGCAUGUCCGCAAAGUACUCGUCCUUGGCUCAGGCGGUCUCUCCAUCGGCCAGGCUGGCGAAUUCGACUAUUCGGGCAGUCAAUGUAUCAAGGCUCUGCGUGAGGAGGGCAUCUAUACAGUGCUCAUCAACGCGAACAUCGCUUCGACGCAGUCUAACAUAACAGGUCUCGCCGACAAGGUAUUCUUCUUGCCUGUCACGCCAGACUUUGUACGCAAGGUCAUAGAGCACGAGCGACCGGAUGGUAUCUACGUCACGUUUGGUGGACAGACAGCGCUCAAUGUGGGUAUCAAGCUCAAAGACGAAUUCGCCAAGCUUGGCGUCAAAGUCCUCGGAACACCCAUCGAUACCAUCAUCACGACAGAAGACAGGGAGAUGUUCGCAAAUGCGAUGCUUCAGAUCAACGAGAAGUGUGCCGAGUCAGCUUCUGCAGUCAAUGUGGAAGAGGCUGUCGCUGCAGCUCGCAAGAUCGGGUAUCCUGUCAUUGUUCGUGCAGCUUUCGCUCUGGGCGGACUAGGGUCUGGCUUUGCAAACAACGAGGGAGAGCUACUGGAACUGCUCAGCAAGGCCUUCGCAACGUCGCCGCAGGUUCUCGUCGAAAAGAGCAUGAAAGGCUGGAAGGAGAUCGAAUACGAAGUCGUGCGGGAUUGCCGGAACAACUGCAUCACUGUGUGCAACAUGGAAAAUUUCGACCCUCUGGGCAUUCAUACAGGCGACUCGAUCGUCGUUGCCCCCUCGCAGACGCUAUCAGAUGCGGACUACAAUAUGCUCCGAACGACCGCGGUCAACGUGAUUCGCCAUCUCGGCGUUGUUGGCGAGUGCAACAUCCAGUAUGCUCUGAACCCGGAGUCGCAGGAAUACUGCAUCAUUGAGGUCAACGCUCGUCUCUCGCGCUCAUCUGCGCUCGCUUCAAAAGCGACAGGCUACCCACUCGCCUUCAUCGCGGCAAAGCUUGGCCUUGGCAUACCCUUGAACGAGAUCAAGAACUCUGUCACGCUCAAGACAUCAGCCUGCUUCGAGCCCAGUCUUGACUAUCUAGUGGUCAAGAUUCCGCGUUGGGAUCUCAAGAAGUUCACUCGCGUCAGCACAGCGCUCAGCAGUAGCAUGAAGAGUGUCGGUGAAGUCAUGGCCAUUGGCCGGACAUUCGAAGAGACCAUUCAGAAGGCGAUUCGAUCAAUUGAUCCAUCUUUUGCUGGCUUCUGUCUCAACGACCACACCGACAGUCUUGACGAAGAGCUCAUGAACCCUUCCGACAAGCGCCUCUUUGCUAUCGCUAACGCGAUGCACAAGGGAUACUCUGUCCAGAAGAUCUGGGAGCUUACCCGGAUCGACAAAUGGUUCCUCAACAAGCUGCAGCACAUCGUCGACCUCGAGCGUAUCUUCUCUCGCCACACCCCCAGCUCGAUUCCGACAGGCAUGGUGCGACAUGCUAAGCAGCUGGGCUUUUCUGAUCGUCAGCUCGCUCGGGCAAUUGGCUCGAAUGAGCUCGCAGUUCGCCGUCUGCGGCAAGAAUAUGGCGUGAUCCCAGUCGUCAAGCAGAUCGAUACUGUCGCAGCAGAAUUCCCAGCCUUUACCAACUACCUUUACAUGACCUACAAUGGACUAGAGGACGAUGUGACAUUUGAUGACCAAGGCAUCAUGGUCCUUGGCUCCGGUGUCUACCGUAUCGGAUCGUCUGUCGAAUUCGAUUGGUGCGCAGUACAGGCGAUUAGAACGAUCCGGAAGCGAGGCUUCAAGACAGUAAUGGUCAAUUACAAUCCCGAGACAGUCAGUACAGAUUACGAUGAAGCUGACAGGCUAUACUUUGAGAACAUCUCCGUCGAGACGGUCAUGGACAUUUACGAGGCCGAGCGAUCAAGCGGAGUGAUCAUCUCCAUGGGCGGUCAAACAUCAAACAAUAUUGCUCUGCCUUUGCAUCGUCAAAACGUCAAAAUCCUCGGCACAUCACCAGAGAUGAUUGAUAAUGCUGAAAACCGAUACAAGUUCUCGCGUAUGCUUGACCAGAUCGGCGUCGACCAGCCUCUCUGGAAAGAGCUGGCAGAGAUGGAAGACGCGCACGCGUUCUGCAACAAAGUCGGCUACCCGGUGCUCGUUCGUCCAUCCUACGUGCUCUCUGGCGCUGCCAUGAACGUCGUCUACUCCUCUGACGAUCUCAGCAAUUACUUGACGCAAGCGACAGCUGUCUCGCGAGAGCACCCCGUGGUCAUCUCAAAGUAUAUCGAAGAAGCUAAAGAGAUAGAGAUGGACGCCGUUGCCCGCAAUGGCAAGAUGGUCAUGCACUACAUCUCUGAGCACGUCGAGAAUGCAGGUAUCCAUUCUGGCGAUGCUACGCUCGUCUUGCCCCCUCAGGAUCUUGAUCCCGAAACAGUCAGGCGCAUCGAGAUUGCGACACAGAAGAUCGGCAACGCGCUUAAUGUGACGGGGCCUUUCAACAUUCAGUUCCUCGCUAAAGACAAUGAGAUCAAAGUCAUCGAGUGCAACGUCCGAGCAGCACGCUCGUUUCCCUUUGUCUCAAAGGUCACUGGCGUGGAUGCCAUCGAAAUGGCAACGGAUGUCAUGCUCGGCUUGUCAGUCCAGGCUUACCCCGCUCUCGAUCUCCCGCCAGACUAUGUCGGGGUGAAAGUGCCGCAGUUCAGCUUCAGCCGACUUGCCGGCGCUGAUCCCAUACUCGGCGUCGAAAUGGCAUCGACAGGCGAAGUCGCGUGCUUUGGCAAGGAUCGCUAUGAAGCCUACCUCAAGGCUCUUCUCGCAUCAGGCAUUUCUCUUCCCAACCGCAACAUCCUAUUGUCGAUUGGCUCAUACAAGGAAAAGAUGGAGCUAUUGCCAUCCGUGCAAAAGCUCCAUCGCCUCGGGUUCAACAUCUUUGCCACUGCUGGUACAGCGGACUUCAUACAAGAGCACGGUAUUCCUGUCAAAUACCUCGAAGCGCUUGGCGAUGAGGAUCAAGCACAUGCGCAAAAGUCUGAGUACUCUCUCACGCAGCAUAUUGCGGACAAUUUGAUUGACUUCUUCAUCUCGAUUCCCUCAAAGAAUCGCUAUCGACGGCCGGCGAGCUACAUGAGCAAAGGCUAUCGCUCUCGCAGAAUGGCUGUUGAUUUCGCUGUUCCACUGCUGACGAAUGUCAAGUGCGCCAAGCUCUUUGUUGAAGCCCUCGCUCGCAAGCCUACUCUUCAGAUUUCGACUGUCGAUUACAAGACCGCCGUGCCGACUGUCAUGUUGCCGGGUCUUGUCGAUCUGCAUGCGUUCAUCCCUCGCUUGGCUGCUGAAGACUGCACAGCGGUGGAGGAAGUAACUCGCGCUGCUAUCAGCGGCGGCUUUACCGCCAUUCAGUUUGUGCCCACUGGCUCUGCCAACAAUCUUGAGGACGAAAUGUCGCUCGACACUGCACGGGCGAACGCCUCCGGCGCCUCGCACUGUGACUACGCCUUUGCGGUUGUCGCUACGCCUCGCAAUUCGAUGCGGCUCGUCUCUGAAGUCAUUGAUGGCACAAAGUCGCUCUACGUCCCCUUUACGGGCCUCAACGAUCCCAAAGUCAACAAAGUCGCAGCAGUGGUCUCACAUUUCGGUGCUUGGCCAGCAGAGAAGCCCAUCAUUACAGAUGCCAAGUCCACUGAUCUCGCAUCAAUCCUUCUACUCGCAAGUUUGCACGGCAGGAGCAUCCACGUCGCCGAUGUGACUUCUGCAGAUGACAUCAGCUUGAUUGCUCUCAGCAAGCAAAAAGAUCUUAAGGUCACUUGCGAUGUCUCCAUACAUGCGCUCUUCUUCGCCUCGGAAGAUCUGCCUGGCACGACUUGCUUGCCGACCAAAGCAGAUCAGGCUGUACUCUGGGAGAACCUGGAGCUCAUUGACGCUUUCUCUGUCGGUGCGACGCCAUACCUGCUGGCCAAGCAGAUGAGCAAGAGCUUCUCUGCGGCCUCUGCCGUCGAAGACGCCAUUCAUCUCUUGCUCUGGGCAGUAUCGCAGGGUCGCCUGACGCUUGAGCAGAUCACUUCUAGACUCAGUACCAAUCCUCGAGCGAUCUUCGAUCUGUCGCCACAGCAGGAUAGCUACGUCGAGUUCGAGAUCGGUGGACGAUCUCGAGGUCUGCGCAGCGAGACAUGGUCGCCUCUGGCAGAGGAUCAGAUCACCGGCUCCGUGCACCGCGUUGUCCUUCGCGGCAGGACAGUCUAUCUUGACGGUAAUGCCAUGUCAAAGACCCCACUCGGACGAGAUCUCGCAGAUGACAUAGCACCAGCGGUGAUCAGCCGUCGCAAAUCUACCCGCUUUUCGAUGAAUCAGCUGCGGCCUUCCCUCUUCGGCGUCGGAGAUUCUACCAAGCUGGCUACGGGAAUGCCACUGUCUGCGGGUUUGCUGAAGUCUCCGACCCAAGCAUUGCCUCCCACCUCGAUCACGCGCUCGCCCAAGGUCAGCGGCCCGGAAUCAAUGAUAUCUGCUGUCGUAUCCAGCGCGCCGCCCCAGCCAACUGCUUCGUCCACCUUCUUGCACAGCCUGCAGACGACGACGCCUGCUUUGAGCAGUCUUGCACCGAUUGCCGCCUUCUCGCGUCGACACAUCCUGUCGGUAAAGCAGUUUACUCGACAAGAUCUGCAUUCGCUUUUUACCGUUGCGACCGAGAUGCGCAUCCAGGUCGAGCGCAAUCAAGCCAUCGACAUUCUGCGCGGAAGAGUCCUGUGCACGCUAUUUUACGAGCCUUCGACCCGGACGUCUGCCUCGUUCGAAGCUGCCAUGAACCGUCUCGGCGGUAAAGUCGUUGCGGUCACUGCAGACAGAUCGUCAGUCACGAAGGGCGAAUCGCUUGCUGAUACUGUCCGAACACUCGGCUCAUAUGGCGAUGCGAUUGUCUUGCGUCAUCCUGAGCCGGGCAGUACGUCCUUAGCGGCCAAAUUUUCGCCAGUGCCCAUCAUCAGUGCUGGCGAUGGAAUUGGCGAGCAUCCCACCCAGGCUAUGCUUGACGUGUACACCAUUCGAGAAGAGCUUGGUACCGUCAAUGGCCUGACGGUAACGAUGGUGGGAGACCUCAAGAACGGCCGUACGGUGCACAGUCUGGUCAAGUUGCUCAGUCUGUAUCAGGUCACUUUCAGCUUUGUCGCGCCGCCCUCGCUGCCUAUGCCAGAGUCCGUCAAGGCUGAAGCACGACGCCAGAACCUACGUUUCACAGAAACGACGAACCUAGACAGCGUGAUCGGAUCGACCGAUGUGCUCUAUGUCACCCGUGUCCAGCAAGAACGCUUCGCCAACCAGAGCGAGUACGAAGCCGUAAAGGAUGCCUACGUGGUCAACAACGAUGUCAUGUCGCGCGCAAAGACUCACAUGAUAGUGAUGCAUCCGCUGCCGCGAAAUAAUGAGAUUGACCCAGAGGUCGAUUACGAUUCUCGCGCUGCUUACAUCCGACAAAUGCGUUACGGCCUCUUUGUCAGAAUGGCACUCCUCUCGCAAGUGCUGGGCAAUGCCUGA
Molecule: messenger RNA, 7059 nt
Organism: Mixia osmundae IAM 14324
Lineage: Eukaryota; Fungi; Basidiomycota; Mixiomycetes; Mixiales; Mixiaceae
Exons: 7
Coding region: 1-7059 (2352 amino acids)
Biological process (GO): 'de novo' pyrimidine nucleobase biosynthetic process; UTP biosynthetic process; L-glutamine metabolic process
Cellular component (GO): cytosol; cytoplasm
Molecular function (GO): carbamoyl-phosphate synthase (glutamine-hydrolyzing) activity; amino acid binding; aspartate carbamoyltransferase activity
Source: RefSeq, a predicted model, not a curated record